GUUCUAAUGACUGCGACUGAGAGCCACUCUUGCUGCUGUUUUUGAUCUUGGAGGACUGUGGGAGUUGGAUUUGUGAAAUCAUGAAGUUACAGUGCGAAGUGGAGGUGAUCAAUAGAAUGUUGCCCAGCUUCGGCAUGAGGAACCGGGGGAAAGGCACCAGGGCAGUGCUGUCUGUUGGCAGGCAGGAGGGAAAGCGGGGAUCAGCCUACCUCAUGAUCUGCACCCUGAAGGACAAGGCUGGCUCCAGAUAUAAGCUGGAGAACAACAUUGAACAGUUAUUUACUAGGUUCCUGGGAGAGGGAAAAGCUACACUACGGCUUAAGGAACCAGCAGUGGACAUAUGUCUCAGUAAGGCUGAAAUAAGCAGUCUAAAGAAUUUUAUUUCUGCGGUGGGACUGGCAAACAAAGGAGCUGAUAUAGGUACUGUUUUAUUACCACGACUGACCCCAGCUAAGACAUCUGAAAUAGAGAAACCUCGAGCCAAAAUGUUUAUAACUACUAAGAAGGACUAUCCCAUCACAAAAAGCUUUCCUUAUUCUUUGGAGCAUCUUCAGGUUUCCUAUUGUAAACUUGCAAGAGUGGAUAUGCGCAUGCUUUGCUUGAAAAAACUUCAAAAGCUUGACCUCAGCAAUAACCAUAUCAAAAAGUUGCCAAAGACCAUUGGUGAUCUUGUCUGCCUGCAGGAACUGAUACUGAAUAACAACCUUUUGGAAUCAUUUGAGGUGGUUCUGUGCAGCACUACACUGAGAGACACUCUAAAAUCCCUAGACUUGAGUGCAAACAAGCUUAAAGCCCUUCCUGUCCAGAUCUGCAAUUUCAAAGAACUUGUGAGCCUGAAACUAGAUGAGAAUGAACUCUUGCAGUUACCUUUCCCAAUUGGACAGCUAAGCAAACUUCGUUUUCUGUCAGCUACUAAAAAUAAACUUCAGUGUCUUCCUAAUACUUUUAAAAAGCUCUCACUUGAAAAACUAGAUUUGUUUGGGAAUCCUUUUAUCCAAGCCACACCUCUGGUUCCUGAUAUACAGCUGAAAAUACCAUUGCCUUUACUGGAAACUGCCACAAGAGCAACUUUAAACUACAGAAUUCCUUACGGACCUCAUCUCAUCCCUGCUACUCUCUGCCAAGAUCUGUCCAUGGCUAAAACAUGUGAUUGCGGCCUUCCCUGCUUCAGUUCUUUUAUUCAAACAGUUGUGCUCAUGAACCUCCAUCAGGUGUCUCAGACUGUAGUCCUUGUGGAUUCAAUGGGAGGAACAGAAGGCCCCAUUGCAUGUUACUUUUGUUCUCUCACCUGCUAUUCCCAGUUCCUUGAUAAAUACUUGCAAAGUACUAGAGUUUAACAUCCAAGAUGCAGAGCCAGUUAUUUUUUAAAUUACCCAAGGCCCCAAAUAUCCAGGUCAUGUAAUAACAAUUCACUCCGAAGAGGAACAUACCAUAUGGGCUUCGUGUAGUCUGGACACGUGUUUUUUUUUUUUUAAUACAGCAACAAAGGGUGAUUGCAUCAGCUCACAAUGAAGCAUUUAGGGGUUGGUGAUUUCCUUCUAGGAAAGGUGUAAACAUUAGGGGUAUGUCACCUGUUUACUCUUUUAAGCACUUUAAUGUACUUUUUUAUGUUUAGUUUGUCGCUAUUAAAUUAUAAUCUACCCCAA
Xenopus tropicalis (tropical clawed frog) is the source of this 1646-nucleotide messenger RNA. It is a transcript of the gene lrr1, whose product is annotated as leucine rich repeat protein 1. The record is from RefSeq and is marked provisional. NCBI's taxonomy places the organism in Eukaryota, Metazoa, Chordata, Amphibia, Anura, Pipidae. Bases 81 to 1337 code for a protein of 418 amino acids. The transcript has 4 exons.